Molecule: messenger RNA, 909 nt
Organism: Cornus florida
Lineage: Eukaryota; Viridiplantae; Streptophyta; Magnoliopsida; Cornales; Cornaceae
Product: dof zinc finger protein DOF3.5-like
Exons: 1
Coding region: 1-909 (302 amino acids)
Biological process (GO): regulation of DNA-templated transcription
Molecular function (GO): DNA binding; DNA-binding transcription factor activity
Source: RefSeq, a predicted model, not a curated record
AUGGAAAGAGGAUGGAAGCCUAAUGUUGAGAUCUCACCACCUUGCCCACGUUGUGGCUCUUGUAACACCAAAUUUUGUUACUACAACAACUAUAGCUCAACACAGCCUAGGUAUUUUUGCAAAGCUUGUAGAAGGUAUUGGACCAAAGGUGGCUCCCUCCGCAACGUCCCCGUGGGCGGCGGAUGUCGGAGAAGCCGGAGAGGGAAGUCCAUACGCAUGUCCACCGAUCAUGACCCCUCCCGGAGUUUGGCUGAUCAUGGGGCGGGUGCCUCGGCCCACAAUGGGAACCACUCGGUACAGUCUACUAGCUCAUCAUUAAUGGUGUCAUCCAAUGGUCCAAACAUCGAUCUUGCACUUGUUUACGCCAACUUCUUGAAUCAACAACAGCCUCAUGAGCAUGGGCAUGAGCCCGAGACACGGAUUGAAAUGGGUACUACUGGUAUUGAAUCUAUUGAUCCAUCAUCCUUUGAGUUAGCAAAUGUUGUGGACAUGCACAUGGAGUUUAGUACUUAUUUACUGCAGCUACAAAAUGAGGUUGUUGAGUGUCCAAAUUUAUCCCAUGUGAGAGAUGAUAAUGUGGGAAUAUUGUCUGAUUGUGGGUUCAAUUCAAUUGAUCACAACCAACAAGACACAAUUGAUCAUCAGCAAUUUACAAGUAGUAGUAGUAAUCACACGAUCAGCAAUUAUGGGACGUUGCCACCGUUGCCCGGUGAAGAAGAAGAAGAAGAAUUAGCUGCCUCUCAAGAGACGGCGCCAUGGUCGUCUAUUAAUAAUCCUCAAAUGAUGGAUUCGACCCAUAUGCUUCAUGUAACACAACCGCCAAAGGGUGAAGCUCAAGAUCCAGGUCAAUUAAUUGGAGAUAGAGCCACGUUCGAGCUGUCAAGCUAUGCAACAUUUUUCAGGCCUUAA